UUUCAAUAGACAUAUCAUGCACAGGAAGGGUCAGCUCGCCAUCGGGGGGCGUAUCCGAUCCAGAUAUUGUUCUGUGCAAGUUGAAGGACUUGGCUAUAGUCCAGUUUGUCAGCAAUGGCCCGACCUUUAAGAGUUAAUCUCAGAGACGUAUUAGACAUAAUCGCGCUCUCCUUUCUUUCUUUUCUUUCCUUUUCCCCAUAUUUUCUCUCUCUUCGUUUUUAUCAUCCAAUCCCAUUCUUUCCUCUCAUUGCCCCUUAUUCUUUCUCUGCUUUUCCUCUUUCAAUCCAUUCUCGCUGCUGCCGUUUCGUUUUCUUUUCAUUUUACACAACACACAGCUAUAGCAAAAAGCACACAGUAUACAUUGCUAUCUUUCAUCAAUACUCCCUAUCCAUUUCAUCUCAACGUUAGACAAUCAUGGUCAACUUUGACAGCUAUUCACAUCAUCGCAAUGUCGAGACCCUUUCUCGAUAUGAUCCAUGGAUGCAUAAACAUUCCGGCACAGCAAACGAAUCACACUUUUCUGAUCAACAUUUUCUAGAGUCACAAUUAGAAUCCCCCUUGUCCUCGCCCCUGUCAUCCUCAACAGCCUCUCUAUCCUUGGAACAAAAUAUGAAGUUGCGACUGCUGGAGCAUCCGAUCGUAUCCGCAGAGCUACGACUGAUUACUCAAAAGCGGAUGAAGCCACAAUUUGACUCAUCCUCACUUUCUCCAACGAGUAACAACAGUAUAACAGCUCCACGUCUAUUCAUCAUUUUGCCAAAUAUUACAACCACAACUACAAUCACAACAGCAACCACAACGGCGUAUGUGGAGCAUCAAUCGCAUCCCAAUGAAUCUCAAGACAGGCAACCAAAACAACGACAAUCCUUGUACGACCAUGAGCAUGAUAACAUUUCUCACAAUGAUUUUCGAUUGCAUUUUUUGUGCAACUUUAAUGACCAUGGACACCAACAACAACAACAACAACAGCAGCAGCAGCAGCAGCAGCAACAACAGCAACAGCACCAGCAGGGGACUUGCUACAGCCCAGCAAUGAAAUUCUACCCGAGCAUGGUGGUAGAUUCUUUUGUCGCGUCACAUAAUCUGGGGCCUGAAUUAGUAGACAUGGGCGCCAAAGAGGGGCGGAUCUCAGCCACAAUACCACCUCAACUACAUAUUUGCGAGUUAGACCAAGGGUAUGUUCUUAAAGAUGUGGAGAGCUUUUGUCAGGAACACAAAAUAGGCCUGCUAAGUCUUCUACGGACCCUCCAGUCGUCCAUGCGUCUGUUACUGGAGCAAUGGGAGGAGGACGAACAACAUAUGCAAAAUAAAUUGGGCCAUAAGAGCAGCAGGUGUCAGCACAUGCAGGAAGAGAUCGAGCAGGUGGAUAUUACGCAAGCCUAUACCUCUACUGCGCCUUCACAUUUGCGCUCCCCUUCUUCUUCUUUUCCGGCUCUUCAGAAUAGGAUCGACACAGCCGUUCGAUAUGUUCUAAAGUUCUUUAACCUUGCAGAGCUAGAGCACAUUCUACAGCCCCCUUACGAUAUGGACAUAGCGGCUUAUGAUGAUAGACUCUCACCUGAUUUGAAGAUUGACGAUUUCGAUGAUGAGGAGAUCUCUCGGGUCAGGAAAACCAUGACGAGCGAUGGAAUGAUUCAAGGCCCUCUCAUCCAGCCUAACAUCGCAAAAUCAACAAUAUCAAUGACGGAUCCUAGUUUUACAUCAACACAAGCGACCAUAGCCACGACCGCUACGACGCAGUGGCUCUGUCAGCGUCAUGCAAAAGCUCGUUCUCAAGAACAGGCUCGGGAACGAAUAAGGGCCGUGGUCGCUAAGUAUAGAGGAGUAUUCAUGGAGAAGGAGAAGAUGGUUGAUAUUUCCUUUAGAAGCCGUGAGCAUGCAGAAGAGCUUUAUAGAACCCUUCAAGAGCUGAGAUUUAUAGACAGACUCAAGGUGAGGCUUGAGUGGCAGGGUCUAAGUGACGACGAUCUCUGGGCCUUGGGUGAUGUUGUCGAAGAAACUUGUCUCCAGGAGCUGUCGCUGGAAUGCAGUAGUGACAAAACUAUUGACGGAUGUGAGAUACAGCCAUCGCAGACAACCUUCAAACCUAUCCUUGGCAUGAUCUUCAUUCCAGCCUUAAUAUCCCUUACUCUCGACAACUUCCCCGCCCCAUUCCCAACCCUUGCUGCAUCUAAUUUCGCCGCAUCAGUGAGCGAGUUUUCUUUGCGGGCAUUUCAACAUACCUCGGAUCUCAUACUGCCGAAUUUGAGCAAUAUUCGUCGCCUGGCUUUUAACAGCUGUGGACAAGGCACCAAAGCACAUGAGCUGACUGAAUUAUUUCGCCAUUGCCCAGAUCUGGCUGAAGUUCAGCUAGAUUGUGAUAAUAUCGAGGGCGCCCUACUGAAGAUCUGUGAGGCUACGAACCAGCUGGACAAGAUCACGUCGGUCAGGCUCUCCGAGUCAUCUUGGGAACAGGCAGAGAUGUUGUUUGGCAAAACUGGAGAGAACACCAUCACAACACAAGUUGAGGGUGCUAAAGAAUCAAUGCAGGAACAACCGAAAUCAAUCCUCAAGAGCGUUCGUCGUAAGACAAGGCAGUCUCCCGAUCCCAACCUUCAGUACUCUGGUGUCCUCGAGAGACUGACAUUAUGUUGUAACUUGGAUUUGUCGGAGAAGCACCAGGAAACCUUGGCGACAUUAAUUGCACAGAACCCAAAAUUAGAUACACUGGAACUUAUGUGUGAGACUCGAUCCAUGGAUCAACUGUGGCGAUUCGUGAUGAGCCACUACCAGCACCACCAGCAAAUUCAGCAGCAGCGAGAAUUUUCUUUAUUGGAUAUUGAGCAAGCCGAAUCAAGCGUAGCAUCAACAACAGCAGCAGUAGCAACCAAUAGGACAUCUUUCAUUGCUCCUCGUAGUCCUUCCUGCUCAAGCUUCUUGCGUCUUCAUCUGUUCGACGAGUCCUGCAGUCUCAUGGUGUUUACUCCUGGAUUUAACCUUGUUGUCUUGCAUGCCUACUCGGACAAACUUCGUCACCUACUUUAUGCGUUGGAAGACAUUUCGGUCGCACUCGUUAUCGGGUCAAGGCUCGAUGACUGGGAGCAACUAGCGCUGCUUCGUUCACAUAUAGAGGAGGAUGGCGUCUUCAAGUUCAAAUACCUAUCGUGGGUUCUUACACCCAAGGCACAGAACGAUCCUUGCUAUAUGCGAGAGCUCCGGGCACUUCUCAGUUCAAGGCCCGAAAUUGACCACUUCUCAAUCCGGGUCUAUGCGUCUCUGUUUGAUAUCCGAAGCUUGAUUCAAGCCUGGAAUUGGAUUGUGGAAGCGGCUUGGUUGAGCGAAGAGCACGGACGAUGGAUCCAGUCGUGUAUAGAACAUGAAGAGGAGGAAGAAGGUCGAUCUAUGGGGUCUGCUGCUAUCUCGCCUACAGUUGCCAGGAAUGGUGAUGAAACACUGAUGAGAAAGGGAGGAGCGAAGAAGACCUUUCACUUACCCGGACAUGGUAUGAUGCAGAGCUAUGCGCUCUCCUUGGAUGAAGAGAACGAACUGAUUCUCGCCUCAUCCCAUUUCUAUUUUCCGUCUGCCAUGUCCUCCGCAGUCGCAGGUGCUCAUUCUGCAGUGACUUAUUCGCUCACCUUGUCAAAAACACCAUGGGCCUUCUAGACCAUCUGUUCAAACAUCAUAAUAAUAUAAAAAUAAAACUGUAAUAUUGGAUGUCCUCA
This is a messenger RNA of Lobosporangium transversale, 3701 nucleotides long. RefSeq lists its product as hypothetical. The coding region runs from base 415 to 3642 and encodes 1075 amino acids. Lineage: Eukaryota; Fungi; Mortierellomycota; Mortierellomycetes; Mortierellales; Mortierellaceae. The record is from RefSeq and is a predicted model, not a curated record. The transcript has a single exon.